AUGUCCUUUAGAGCCCUAGCAUCAAAGCCUCCCAAGGGCUCCGUCUCCAUGGACCCAAACUGUGCUAUAUGCCAUGCCCCGGCAACCUUGGCUUGUGAAUGUGAAGCCCGAGGUCUGGAGAUGGCCAUUCGCCAAGCCGAAGACCACAUGAUGAGAUCGGUAUACAACGAUAUACGUUCUUGGGUUCGGGGUCAUGCUCAGGACUACGUCUUGGAGUAUUUUCGUCUGCUUACUGAGAGACGAAAAAACGCCCACACCACGCACUUGGAUCAGAUUACUGCUCAUUCCUUCUACCAUUAUAAUGCACCUCCUCAUCCAAACCAAAUCGCCGAGGCUCAAGGGGCACUUAAGCGUGGCAUAGAUGAAGAUUGGCAAGCAAGUGUCCAAAGAUACCCCGAAGUUCUCGAAUACUUCUACGGACUUGUGGAAUUAUCCUUGCCGGCAGAUGAUGAACCUGCCGUCAAAGAUCCACCUCUGAGUGCUCUGAAUGGACACCGGAAGGCCACGCGCCGCAGUCUUGAAGGGAGCACAAGCACCAGCAGCGAGGGCCGGCGAGCGCCCCCGGCGUUAUCUGGCGCGCCAUUCCUACCGACAUCGUAUUCAGGUCGAGAUUUGGCAUUGGACCGCCGAGGUUCCCAGCCACCGGCUCGACGACCAUCUACUACUGCGCACCUGCCACCUGUGCCAUCAUCCUACUACGGGGGAUUCCGGUGA
Molecule: messenger RNA, 714 nt
Organism: Metarhizium robertsii ARSEF 23
Lineage: Eukaryota; Fungi; Ascomycota; Sordariomycetes; Hypocreales; Clavicipitaceae
Product: serine/threonine protein phosphatase
Exons: 2
Coding region: 1-714 (237 amino acids)
Source: RefSeq, a predicted model, not a curated record